Colletotrichum spaethianum is the source of this 1545-nucleotide messenger RNA. RefSeq names its product phenylalanine--tRNA ligase alpha subunit. Gene Ontology annotation, molecular function: tRNA binding; ATP binding; phenylalanine-tRNA ligase activity. Gene Ontology annotation, biological process: phenylalanyl-tRNA aminoacylation. The transcript is spliced from 2 exons. Gene Ontology annotation, cellular component: cytoplasm; phenylalanine-tRNA ligase complex; cytosol. The record is from RefSeq and is a predicted model, not a curated record. The coding region runs from base 1 to 1545 and encodes 514 amino acids. NCBI's taxonomy places the organism in Eukaryota, Fungi, Ascomycota, Sordariomycetes, Glomerellales, Glomerellaceae.
AUGGCGACGGCGAGCAACGGUCCUUCUGGGGACCUCACGUCCCAGAUCCUUCUUGCUUUGUCCAAGAAGGAUCCCAUCCUGUCUGCCGAGCAUUUCCCCGAGUUCCAGUUCGUCGACAUCAAGGCGGCGCUGGACCGACUCGCCAGCCGUUCCAUGGUGACAUACGAGUCAAUUGACCGAGAGGAAGCGGUUCUUGAGGCAGAGGGCAAACAAAUUGCGGAGCAUGGCAGUCAUGAAGCCCGCGUCUUCGAAGCUGUCCGCAAAGCAAUGGAGGGGUUGACGGUGCAAGAGCUUGAGGCUGCCGUGGGCGACAAGAACGUGACAAAGGUCGGCCAGGGCAAGGCUUUCAAGGAGAAGUGGAUCAAGAAGGGUAGCGACGGCAAGCUUGUUGCGUCUACCGAAUCGAUUGAAGACGUUACCCAAGCCCAGCUCCAGCAGAUCCAGAAGACGGGCACCCACGAGCCCAAGAUUAUUACCGAGUUGAAAAAGCGCAAGCUCAUCAAGACCCAGAAGGUCAUUACUUUCAAGAUCCAGAAGGGACCCGAGUUCGCCUUGGAAAUCAAGAAGGAAGAGACCGACCUUACGGCCGACAUGAUUACAUCUGGAUCAUGGAAGACGGCCAACUUCAAGCCGUACAACUUCAAGGCUCUUGGAGCUGACCAGAACGCUGGCGCGCUGCACCCCCUCAACAAGGUCCGCCACGAGUUCCGUCAAAUCUUCUUCGAGAUGGGCUUCGAGGAGAUGCCUACCAGCAAGUUCGUUGAGUCCGGUUUCUGGAACUUCGACGCCUUGUUUGUUCCCCAACAGCAUCCCGCAAGAGACCUUCAGGAUACCUUCUACAUCUCAGAUCCCAAGGUGGCAGACAAGCCUGGCCCUGAGUCGGCGGAUGACAAGAAGGACUACGAGACAUACUGGGAGAACGUCAAGCAGGUCCACCAGGACGGCAAGUUUGGCUCGAUCGGUUACCGUUACCCCUGGGCUGCGGACGAGGCCCAGAGACUUGUUCUCCGCACACAUACAACAGCCAUCUCCACGGCAAUCCUCCAUCAACUGGCUUCUAAGAAGGGCCCGGAUGGCAGACCUCCACCAGCCCGGUACUUCUCUAUUGACAGAGUCUUCCGCAAUGAGAGUGUCGAUGCCACGCAUCUGGCCGAGUUCCAUCAGGUUGAAGGUGUCAUUGCGGACUACGGUCUGACACUGGGCGGUUUGAUGGAGUUCAUGGAGAUCUUCUUCAACAAGAUGGGCAUUACAGACAUCAAGUUCAAGCCUGCUUACAACCCCUACACCGAGCCGAGCAUGGAGAUUUUCAGCUUCCAUAAGGGCCUGAACAAGCUCGUCGAGAUCGGCAACAGCGGCAUGUUCAGACCGGAGAUGCUUGAGGCCAUGGGGUUGCCUAAGGACAUGAGAGUGUACGGUUGGGGCUUGAGCUUGGAGAGACCGACCAUGAUCAAGUAUGGUAUCUCCAACAUUCGCGAGCUGCUGGGACACAAGGUGGAUCUGAACUUCAUUGAGAGAAACCCGGCGGUGAGGUUAGAGAAGAACUAG